AUGUCUGACGAGUUGGACCCGAAGUCAGUGGCUCCUCCUUCACAACUCGGUUCUCACACGGACCUCUUUGCGGAACCGAGUGCCCGCCGCCUCGGCGGCCCUCCACCGCGACCCGCGAGGACCUCCUCCACACCGCCUUACGCGCCCUCCGAGGGCUCCGACACCUCCGUGAAAUCCCUCCUCGCCUCUCUCCUCCUGCCCCCCUCUGAGCCCCCGACGAGCGGGGCCGGGACCGGCAAGGAGGCCGUGGACCUGCUCCUCUUCUGCGCCGCCGCCCGCGCGGCCUCCGCAGAGGCCCCCGCGCUGCACUGGGUCCCGGAGGGGCUCUCCAAGCCGGCCGCCGCAGCCAUGGAGGAGAUGGCGGCGACGGGCGGGUGGACCGGCAUCGGGGAGAUGUUGGUGGCCAUGAUGCCGGAGACGGUGCCGCCACUGAAGGCCGUGCUGAAGGACACGGGCGUGGACGCCAAUGAUGACAUGAUGAUGAUUGGCGCCGUGAAGCCGCCCAAGGAGCACGCCUUUGUCGCCGCGCACCAGUUCCGCUGGCUGUUGUCUCAGGUUAAUUACCCGAAUCUCGGGGAUUUGUGUUGGUUAGUCAUUCCAUGUGCUUUGACGGCAUUGGAUCAUUGGUCGCCGGAUGUUAAGAAAUUCUCAGAAGGUUGA
Aegilops tauschii subsp. strangulata is the source of this 660-nucleotide messenger RNA. RefSeq lists its product as uncharacterized. The record is from RefSeq and is a predicted model, not a curated record. Lineage: Eukaryota; Viridiplantae; Streptophyta; Magnoliopsida; Poales; Poaceae.